Vombatus ursinus (common wombat) is the source of this 707-nucleotide messenger RNA. Its product is annotated as relaxin receptor 2-like. The transcript is spliced from 6 exons. The record is from RefSeq and is a predicted model, not a curated record. The coding region runs from base 1 to 378 and encodes 125 amino acids. NCBI's taxonomy places the organism in Eukaryota, Metazoa, Chordata, Mammalia, Diprotodontia, Vombatidae. Gene Ontology annotation, molecular function: protein binding.
AUGGAUUCUGACAAGAACAACGUGUCUCUUCUGGACCUCCAACAUAAUCGAAUCCACCAGCUUCAGGACAAGCAGUUCAUUGGCUUCCAGAGCCUGGAGGGACUCUUCCUGCAGAACAAUGAACUCCAUUCCAUAGCCCCUGGGGCAUUUACUGGCUUAGCUGAGCUAAGAAAGCUGUUCCUGAGUCACAAUCGGAUCCACUCCCUGGCUCCAAGACUCUUCCAGGACCUCUGCCACCUGGAAUGGCUGAUGCUGGACAACAACCAGAUCACCGAGUUGCCACCUGAUGCCUUCCUGGGGCUGAAGUCCCUGUACUUUCUAACCACAGACAUCGCUUCCCCCGGUCCUUUGUGCUUGUCAAGACUGGCUGGUUCCUGAAGGCAGACACAAUGGCUUGUGCUGUGGAUCCCCCAGGGCAGUUUCGCACCAAUCAUUUCUUCAUUCCUUCCUUCAUUCCACAAAGCUCUUGUCACUUCUUCCAAGGCUCAGUGCUCAGUGCUAAGAGGGAGACAGGAAUGAAUAGGGCCUAGUCCCUGACCACAAGAAGCUCAAGUCUCUAAGGGGGUAAGACAAAGAACUGGGCUGCAAACAUGGUGAUUAGUGCCCAAGACAACAACAUGUGGGGAGAUCUCGAAGGAGGGAGGCAUCGCUUCCUGCACUAUGAGACCAAAGAUGGUGUUUGAGGAGAGCCUUGAAGGAGAAUAUCA